Molecule: messenger RNA, 2258 nt
Organism: Aspergillus alliaceus
Lineage: Eukaryota; Fungi; Ascomycota; Eurotiomycetes; Eurotiales; Aspergillaceae
Product: neutral protease 2
Exons: 3
Coding region: 729-1787 (352 amino acids)
Biological process (GO): proteolysis
Molecular function (GO): metalloendopeptidase activity
Source: RefSeq, a predicted model, not a curated record
CAAUUAGCUAGAAACCCUUGGGUAGCAUUUCUCGAUGAAUCAUCCCGUGGUGGCCGUGCGCUAAGCAUUUUGGCGUUGCUUAUUCCGAGACUAGGGCGCCUUUGACUAACACCACGAUCAUAGGUCUUUUGACUCCGUAUAUACUCCGUAUGUCCAUGGCUUCCGAUUAUCGUUGCCUGAAGAUCUUGACCGUGACGGGAACAUGUCCAAAGAACGAGACUACAGCCAAGACUCGGGAGACCGGCGGCAUAGUCGCUAAAAGGUGGUCUUUUGUGGCCAGAUCCAACGGCCCCAUCCUUAUCGGUGGAGAGACAGUAGAUCAUAUACUGAAAUGGACAACACAUAUACUCCCGGGCUCCGCCGGGCCAAGUCUCGAAAUAAGUUUAGGGUUGGGGAAAAAGGCUUCUCUCAUGAUCGCGAUCCUCUAACUUGAGAGACAUGAGGUCGAAUUUCACAUUUGCCAAGAGAUCCCUGAUAUUAGUGAUUACAGCUUCGGGUACUACCUUCUCUUUACAGCGAGGGAUAUCGGGGCCGUACCCGUGGUGAGGUUUCAAGAGGUGCAUAAUGGCGAUAAUAACGGCCACCAAGGAAGAGGGAGGCAGGACUAUAAAAGGCCUUGUUGUCCAUCGGCUUUUCACCUUGAAUUCCAGGCAACUCAGCUUCUUCAGUAUCAAACUCACUUCAAAUCUUUCCUCACAACCUAGCCCUUCCUUCACAAAACCGCCAGAAUGCGUGUUACUGCUCUUUCAACUGCUAUCUUUGCGUUGGCUUCGACCGCUGUGUCGGCGCCGGUUGUUGAGAACUCGUCGCCUUCUCUUGAGGUCAAGCUGACCCAGAUUGACAACACUCGUGUGAAGGCAGUCGUCAAGAACACUGGCAGUGAGGAAGUGUCCUUCGUUCAUCUGAACUUCUUCAAGGACGCCGGCCCUGUCAAGAAGGUUUCCGUCUUCCGUGGAGACGAUGAAGUUCAGUUUGAAGGAAUCAAGCGCCGUCUUAGGUCCAGUGGCAUCACCAAGGAGGCCAUCACCUCUCUCGGUGCCGGAGAGACCCUAGAGGAUGAGUUUGAUAUCGCCUCAACCAGUGAUCUCGCCAAUGGCGGCCCCGUGUCCAUCCGCAGCCACGGAUUUGUUCCCAUUGUUGUGGACGGAAAGGUCACCGGCUACAUCCCCUACAAGUCUAACGACUUGACCGUCAACGUUGACGGCGUCAAGGCAGCCAAGGUGACCAAAGCGCUGUCGCAGCUUACUCGUCGCACUAAGGUUGCUGACUGCAAGGGUGACUCGGAGUCUGCGUUAACCACGGCUCUUUCUAACGCUGCCAAGCUAGCCAACCAGGCUGCCGAGGCUGCCGAGUCUGGUGACGAAUCUAAGUUCAAGGAGUACUUCAAGACUACGGACAAGGAGACCCGGACGACCGUUGCUGAGCGCCUGCGUGCGGUCGCUAAGGAGGCUAGUUCCACCUCCGGUGGCUCUACAACCUAUCACUGCAACGACCCCUAUGGGUACUGCGAGCCGAACGUUCUCGCCUACACUCUGCCAUCGAAGAAUGAGAUCGCUAACUGCGACAUCUACUACUCCGAGCUUCCCCCCUUGGCUCAGAAGUGCCACGCCCAGGAUCAGGCUACCACCUCUCUUCAUGAGUUCACCCACGCCCCUGGUGUUUAUCAGCCUGGCACCGAGGACUUGGGCUACGGCUAUGAUGCCGCCACACAGCUCAGUGCUAAGGACGCUUUGAACAACGCUGACUCGUAUGCUCUGUACGCCAAUGCCAUCGAGUUGAAGUGCUAAAUGUGAUAUGAUACCGCACGUACUCUGCUGAUUGGCAGAUGUUGUAUAUAGUUCGUUCCUAGUUGAUAGGUUGGGGUGACAUGAACAUGUACUCUGGUAGUUCGUUAUGUUCAUAUACCGAACGCUUAUGCUUUUUAUCCAGUUUGAAUAGGUUUGAUAAACUGCAUUGGCCCAGGUGUCUUACCUAAUGGCUUGGGCUUUUAAUGGGCCUUUGGCUGCAUCAGCCAAUCGAAGUAAGAUAGACAGUUUAAAUAUUUAGUACUGCGUAGAGUGCAAGCAACAGCCUGGAGGCACGCCCCUACAUACUCCCAUCGAUCGUAAUCAGGAAUGUCCUUCUCGUAGUACGUCUCUCAGACAUUUCCAAAGCCAACUUCAGGUCCUCGAAUAGACCACGGCCACCCAUUUCCACUAGCAAAGAGGGCGAAAUUGGCCCCUGCAAACACAAGCUAGCCUGGUGGUGCAAGAGCUAGC